GCUCAUGUACAGUUCAGGCCAAAGAUUUCUGAAAGAAACAUUCAGGAACCUAUGAACUUUGAACUUCAAUUUGCUAAUUUCUUCACUCCCACAAUCUAUUUCUCUCUCUCUCUCCUCAAGUAUGGAUUCCAAUACCCUUCUUGAUUAUGCUCUAUUUCAACUCACACCAACCAGAACAAGAUGUGAUCUUGUGGUCUUUUCUGGUGGGAUCAGUGAGAAAUUAGCUUCUGGGUUAGUAGAACCUUUCAUUUCUCACCUGAAAUUUGCUAAAGAUCAUAUUCCCAAAGGCGGGUACUCAAUAACUCUUCGACCACCCACCAUUGAUGCUUCUUGGUUCACCAAAGCCACAUUUCAAAGAUUUGUGCGUUUUGUAAACACCCCCGAAAUUCUCGAGAGGUUUCUACAAAUUGAAGGAGAGAUUUUGCAGAUUGAGAGUUCUGUCCAAUCAAAUGGACACGGGGAGAAAGGGAGUUUUCCAGCUGCCGAUGGGAUUACAAAGAAGUCAAUUGAUUCCUCCAAGUCAAAAGGUGAAAUUGAGGAAAUCAAUGAUGUUGUACAAGAAGAAAAUUCCAAGAUUCAGCUUCAACGUCUCUUGGAGACUCGAAAAGUACUACUACGGAAAGAGCAAGCCAUGGCUUAUGCCCGUGCACUUGUGGCUGGUUUCGAAAUCGAGGAUAUUGAUCAUCUCCUAUCUUUUGCUGAUGCUUUUGGAGCCUCACGUUUGAGGGAAGCAUGCAUUGAUUUCAAGGAACUGUCCAAGAAAAAGCGCACAGAUGGCCUUUGGAUGGAUGAAUUAGCAGCUAUGGAGUCAUGCUCCCCAUCAGAGCUGUCAUACUUGGGAACAUCAGGGAUUGUUCUUACAUGUGAAAACACCUCAAGCCCGAACAACAUGCUAAAUUUUCACAAUGGUGGCAUCUCUGCUGGUAGACUUGUGCCAAAUGGCUCAAUGGAUGUUUCUUCUGAUUCACUUGCCACUGAGGCAAAUUCAGAGAGCAACAACGGUGAUAACUUGCCCGCAUCAGAUCAGAGACAAUCGACUUCAGCAAAUGGUCAAGUGCAGAUGCCAUGGCUAAACCAGAUUCCUUCAUAUAUGUACAAUUUUCAGAGCCCUGUUCAACAAAUGCCUCCAUUUCAAGGUCAUCCUCUCUCGGGUGCACUUCCUGUAGCUCCAUUUUAUCCGGGGAAUGGGCUUUGGCCUCCAAAUGUGGACUUGUCUGGUCAUGGUGUUGUACGGGAAGCUGAUCAUCAUCGACAUCAGAAGCCAAUAACAAAGAAGAAAUCUCCAAAAGAAACAGGGCCUGAAAGUUCAGAGGUAGAUGAGCAAACUGAAAAUAGUGACUCCAAUUCUGGAAGUAAUCCAGAUGCACCUACCCAGCAUGAUAGAAAGCAUUCAUCAAGGGAAGAACCAUACAGGAGAAAGCACAAGAAGAAAUCCUCCAAAACCGUCAUAAUACGUAACAUCAACUACAUCACUUCCAAGAGUAGCAAUGGAGAGAAGAAUGGAGUACCUGAUGAUCUUUCGUCUGUUGAAGAUGAAGUAAUCGAUGAAUAUUCUCUCCGACAGCAGGUAGAGGAUGCAGUUGGAUCUUUGGAGAAACACCGGAGGUCAGCAUCACAUAACAAUAAAAGGCGAGGCGGGCACAAAAUCCCUAAUGGCGUAAACGGAUCAAAAGAUUCUGCUGACCAGGAUCUUGAGAAUAAUGCAGCAGCAAAUAGAUUGGAGGGAGCAAAACGAGAUGAGAACUGGGAUGUCUUCCAGAAUCUUCUAAUAAGAGAUGAGGAGCCGACUAUUGAUGGGGUAGAACAGAAGCAUCGUUUGGAUGUUCAAGAUGAACAAUUGGUGAUCAAGAGCUCCGGUAAUUGGAGUGCAUUAACAAAUUGCCACGAGGAAGACUUUGAAUCAGAGAAAAACAAAAUUCACCAGACAACAGCUGCAGAUUUCUUUGUUGUGACUGAGAGAGAUGAGGAAACUAAGGGAAGAGUUCACUUGGAAGAUUUUGGAAAUGGCGAGAAUUCUCUUCCAAGGAUGAAGAGAAGGGGUUUGGCAGAAGAGGAAGUUCUAUUUUCUCAGAGAUCAGAAGAAUCAGUGAUUGCUCUCCAGGAAACCCUUUUGGACUGUGACAGAGAGUCGUCUCUAAUUAAAAGUGGAAACACAGAAGAUUGGUUCAUUGUCAACCACUCGGGAGAAUCAGAAAGUCCGAAGGGAACCAUCCAGCGAAAUAUAUAUGAUGCCAGUUACAAUUUGUCAGUAAAAGGCAAUCGUGCUCUCAUGGAAAGAAGUGAAAAAGUUGUUCCUGUAGAUGAUUCUUUUAUGGUACAAGCUCCAUCAGCUGUUGAUGAUCAAUAUAAUACUCAAUGGAGUACAGACAUGAGCAUGGUUUUGGACCAGGCUAUAGCUUCCCAGCCUGAAAAUGGCACCAAAGAUCUUUCGGGGAACAAAGUUGGAGUAUCUGGUCCCUAUGAGCCUGACGACCUAUCUGUGGUGCUUAUACGGGAUUUAGGAUUAGAUUCCUCUGGGGGCCCUUGGACACCAGAAAUGGAAUAUGGAACUGAAAUUUCAUUUAAAGGACCCGAUAGAAAGUCCUCUGCCAUUGAAACAAAAGAUCUCGUAGAAGAGAAGCUUCCCACCAGUAGUAAGAGCACCCAUCGGAAGGCUGUUGUUCCUGGGACAAAAAAUGUGGGCAAAGAAGUGAGGUCUAAAAGUUUGCAGGGUUCUCUUUCAAAGAUCAAAUCAGAUAAUUUUUCUAAUGGCAAAAAGCAACCAACUCCUGUAAAGAGGCCUGUGGUUCAAAAGAGCAAAUUAGAAAAGGAAGAAGAGAAUCGCAAGAAAAUAGAAGAAUUAGCAAUUCAACGCCAGAAGAGAAUUGCUGAAAGAACUGCAGCUACUGGUUCUGCUCAUAUCACAUCUAAGAAAGUUCCACUGGGAAGGAAAACGGCUUCUUUGGGUUAAGUUUGCCUAAACUAGCCAGUACCAAUUCAUCCGGUGUUAUAUUAAACACAGGAGGAUCUGUUCUUUCAAACUCGGUUGGUCUUGUGAAUGCUUAAAUGCCCUGUCAACAAUGUCUGCUUAAGCUUUAUAUGGUGAAAAUUUAUUUGAAGAAAUUGAUCUGCCAAGAAUUUUGUGUGUAACCAGACAAGGGUAGCAAAAAUUUUCUUCUACCGGAGCCAUGAAUCUCUUGCCAGGCUUUUUACCUUGAGUUCAUAAUCUUUUGAUAUAUUCCCGCAGAAUCUUCCACUUCAGAUUACUGCUAAUCCUGGUGCCGAUUUUUCCAAGUCUUUGUUUUUUUGUAUUUUCUUUAGUUGUAAAUUUUCAACAUAUAUUGUCAUUUCCACUAAGUAAUAUGUUUGAGAAAUUCUUUCUGUAUGUAGUUCAGAAUUUGUAUUUUGUAACUAUUGCAAUAAAAUUGUAUUCUUUUGUUU
Ilex paraguariensis (yerba mate) is the source of this 3420-nucleotide messenger RNA. NCBI's taxonomy places the organism in Eukaryota, Viridiplantae, Streptophyta, Magnoliopsida, Aquifoliales, Aquifoliaceae. The record is from the annotation of a GenBank genome assembly.